Messenger RNA from Brenthis ino (lesser marbled fritillary), 1326 nucleotides. The record is from the annotation of a GenBank genome assembly. Lineage: Eukaryota; Metazoa; Arthropoda; Insecta; Lepidoptera; Nymphalidae.
AUGACUAGCCCGAGACGUUCUAAAAAGAGUGGCCAGUGUGUUUUACAACACUUGGACUGGGAUUCUCCGUCGGCGGCAACUGGAACGGUUAAAAGGAGAAGAUCUUCAUGCCCUGAAAAUUCAAAACGUAGCGUGACCAAAGAUGAAGGGUCUUUCGAAACUCAAACUACGUCUGAUUACGGCAGCGGCACAUCCAGGACUCUCAGUGAAAGUGAUAAAUCUGAUUCUCUCAUAGAAGUAGAAGAAAGAAUAUCAUGUAUUAUAAAUGAGAAUAGAUCAUCUCAAAGUAAUUCUGAAUCAGGCGAUGUAGAUAUAAUAAUAGACAGUUUUUUAGAUAAUCCUAUCGAUGAAGAAUUAUUAGCACGAAAUGAUUUGCUUAAAUGUGAUCGAAGUAAUACUUUUAUAAAAGUAGGAAAUAUUUCAUCAGAUAGAGAAAAUCUACAUUCUACACAAACAACACAAAAGACUAAAGAAAGAAGAUUAAAAACUCCAAUACCUAUCAAAAAGCUCAAUAAAUCUUUAGAUAUUGUAAGAAGUACAAAAGCAACAAACACAAAAUUAUUAAGUGACAAAUCUAGUGUUUUACCAAUAUACAAAAGUAAUGUACGAGAAUGUGGCGUAGACUUAAGUGGUAGCAAUCAAAAAAGGAAAAAUUCUAAAUUAAAAUUGCCAUUUUCACCGCCAAAAUCCAUGGAAAAACCAAAGGUAAAUUUCUUUCAAAAUAAAGCAAUAUCACAAGAGACUAAACCGUCACCCCUGCUGUCAUCUCCAUUGAGAAGGACAAUAUCUAAUGAAUAUGUGCGUUUAAAAUUUACAAACGACACUGUCGUAAGACGCACAAUUGAUGGCAGGUCGAUACAAAAAAUAACUCCAAAAAUACAGUCAAUCAUACCUGAAAGUCCAAUAGAUAGUGAAGACCCCUUUUUGAACUUAAGCCCAAACAAGAAAUAUACAGUAACUGUGAACAAUAAAGUAAGAUGUGAUAAGGACAAUUACGUCAUUUUUGACCCUAGUACUGGUUUUAAGUCCGAUGAAACACAGCGACAAUCUCGUCUACCACCCAAAGCUUCGGAGAAGUCUAAAAUACCGUUGAAAUCGCCUGUUGGUGAAAAAUCUAUAGUGACUAGAAAAUCAGUGAGUGACACAGAUAGUGGUAUUUUGUCCCCAAAUUCGCCAGGUGAAACAAGCGACAAAGUGAACUCUUACUAUGUGAAUGCAGCAGUGUUUAGUGACACAGCUAAAAAAUUUACACCGGACUUAGACAUCCGAAUACUUGAUCCAGCAGUGGCAAAAAAGGCAACGGAACAAAUAAAGGUAAAUAUUUUG